This is a messenger RNA of Chrysochloris asiatica (Cape golden mole), 1062 nucleotides long. RefSeq names its product protein kinase, X-linked (gene PRKX). The transcript has 8 exons. NCBI's taxonomy places the organism in Eukaryota, Metazoa, Chordata, Mammalia, Afrosoricida, Chrysochloridae. Gene Ontology annotation, biological process: protein phosphorylation. Gene Ontology annotation, molecular function: protein serine/threonine kinase activity; ATP binding. The record is from RefSeq and is a predicted model, not a curated record. Bases 1 to 1062 code for a protein of 353 amino acids.
AUGGAGACGCCCGGGCCGGCCCAGGCGGCCGCGGCGGCCCCCGGCCCCCGGCUUCUCGACGACCCGAACGCGUGUGGGACUCCCGACGGGGAGCCGCGCCCCGAGGCGCACACUUAUCGGCUGCAGGACUUUGACACGCUGUCCACUGUGGGCACCGGCACCUUUGGGCGGGUGCACCUGGUCCAAGAGAAGACGACCAAGAGCUUCUUUGCGCUCAAGAUGAUGAGCAUCCCUGACGUCAUCCGGCUGAAGCAGGAGCAGCAUGUGCACAAUGAGAAGGCGGUCCUCCAGGAAGUGAGCCAUCCCUUCCUCAUCCAGCUGUUCUGGACGUCCCACGAUGACCGCUUCCUGUACAUGCUGAUGGAGUUUGUCCCGGGCGGUGAACUCUUCAGCUACCUGCGGAACCGAGGCCGUUUCAGCAGCGGAGCGGGGCUCUUUUAUUCGGCGGAGAUUGUGUGCGCCAUCGAGUACCUGCACUUGAAAGAGAUAGUGUACCGUGACCUGAAACCUGAAAAUAUCUUGAUAGACAAAGAAGGGCACAUCAAACUCACCGACUUCGGGUUCGCCAAGAAGCUGGUGGACAGGACAUGGACCCUCUGUGGCACGCCUGAGUACCUCGCCCCCGAGGUCAUCCAGAGCAAAGGGCACGGUCGGGCCGUGGACUGGUGGGCCAUGGGCAUCCUCAUCUUUGAGAUGCUGUCGGGGUUCCCUCCAUUUUUUGACGACAACCCAUUUGGAAUCUAUCAGAAAAUUCUUGCCGCCAAAAUAGAUUUCCCCAGACAUUUGGAUUUCUACGUCAAAGACCUUAUCAGGAAGCUGCUUGUUGUGGACAGGACCAAGAGACUGGGAAACAUGAAGAACGGAGCAAAUGACAUCAAACGACAUCGGUGGUUCCGGGGUAUCGACUGGGAAGGUGUCCCACAGAGGAGGCUGAAGCCCCCUAUCAUACCCAAAGUGUCCAAUGAUGGGGACACCUCCAACUUCGAGACGUACCCCGAUAACGACUGGGAUAAUGUUCCCUGCGCUUCAUCUCAGGACUUGGAGAUCUUCAAGAAUUUCUGA